Molecule: messenger RNA, 1410 nt
Organism: Caenorhabditis bovis
Lineage: Eukaryota; Metazoa; Nematoda; Chromadorea; Rhabditida; Rhabditidae
Source: the annotation of a GenBank genome assembly
AUGAUCUCGAUAUUAGCGUUGCUCGCCGGCUUGGCGGCCGGCCAGCAGACAUUCCAGAACACGAUUUUUGAUCUGCCUGCGCAGCUUGGCGGCGAGCCGGUCGGCGUCGCUGCUCAGGCUCAGGGAGCACCACUAUUUGUGCAGGCUCCCGAUGCUCAGAAGCCGCCGCCGCCGGCUAACGCUGCCGCUGCUGCUCCGGCUCAGCAGCCACAGUUGCCGCAGGCUCCUCCACUCGCCACCACACCUGCGCCCUUCACCCUUCCAACGUUGGCGCCAUUCACCCUGCCGUCGCAUCCAACACUCCCGCCAUUCAGUCUUCCAACUCAUCCCACUAUUGCGCCCUUCACCUUCCCCACCCAUCCACCAUUGGUGUUCCCGACGCCAACGACUCCAGCGCCAUUCCUUCCGCCAAGCCCAUACGCGUUUGUUCCGCAGUCUGGAUUCCCACAACAAGGUCAACAAGCUUACAAUGGAUACCCACAACAGCAAUAUUACAAUCAACAGCAACAACAACAGUAUUACUAUCCACAGCAAUUCCAGCAACAAACACAACAACAAAAUGGAUAUAAUCAGCAGCCGCAAUACUAUAAUAACAAUAAUAAUAAUAAUAAUUACUACCAAGGACAACAACAGCCACAACAGCAGACGCAACAGCAGUUGAACGGUGUUCAGCAACCAUUGGUUCAGCCACAGCAGCCGCAACAGCCUUCUGUUUCCCAGGCGCAGUCGUUUGAAGCUGGAGCACAGAUUGUUCAUCCAAUUCAGACGAUCCAGCCACAUCCAGAGCAGGUGCUUCCAGUGCCGCAGAAGCCGGUCGCCAAUGCCGUCGCAACGCAGGUUGUCGACACCGCCACCUCGUCGAAGAAGGCGAAUGAGUUCAACAGCAAAGCGGAAAAAGAGAAGACGGCAACGAUCGAGAAGGCGUCGCUCGACGCCGAAAUCGAUGCCAAAGUCGAUCGUCACGCGUGGUUCAACCCCGACUACGACGCGACCGAAUGCCGAAAAUCGUUGAAGGGCAUCGGCGCGAAAUUCCAGAAGAAGUUCCCGUCGUACUUGCAAAAAGGCGGAAAAGACCAAGAGUUGUCGCAGCUCGUCGAGCAACGUCUCAUCGAAUGCGAUCGAAAAUCGACGGCGUCACAUUGGGACAAAGUCGACACGCUCCUACAGAAGAUCAGUUUGACGAAGAGUGAAGAGGGCGAAUGCCGCGCCGGUUUGAUUCAGGAGCGCAUCUCAUGCGUCAAUUUGCUCAAAUACGCGUGCCAGUUCGUCGACGCCGCCUACCACUUCAAAUUAGUGCCGGCGCGAUUGACGAUCCAAGAGGCGCGACAGGCGGAAAGCGGCGCCGAGAAAUGCCGGCAAGUCGUGCGAAUUGUGAAGCAGCGACUUGAAGCGGGCGCCGCUGUUCUCUAA